Messenger RNA from Ixodes scapularis (black-legged tick), 436 nucleotides. RefSeq names its product peroxynitrite isomerase THAP4. The record is from RefSeq and is a predicted model, not a curated record. The transcript is spliced from 3 exons. Lineage: Eukaryota; Metazoa; Arthropoda; Arachnida; Ixodida; Ixodidae. The annotation marks the transcript as partial.
GUUAUGAGAUGCCACGCUUCGCCGACUUCCAGCGCCUGACAAGCGCUUAAAAGACCCUUGCGCGAUGCCGUUUUGCUCCGUUGGAGGUUGCUUCACCAAGCGGGAGGAUGGGAAGCGCUUGCUGCGCUUUCCGUUGGGCAGCAAAGACCAACACCGGCUUCGCGCGUGGUUGGAGCUCGUCGACCGCGAAAAUUUUGAGCCCACGGCACACUCCAGGGUCUGUGAGGACCAUUUCGAACAGAGCCAAUUUGAGGCAAACAGGGCGGACGGUCGAAGACUGCUCAAGUCGAAUGCUGUUCCUAGCAUACCAGCGCCGAGAAAUGCACAAAAAGUGCCAAGGAGCAAAGUCCUGAAGAAGCGAAGCAAUGGUCAGCUGCAAGCAACUUCAAGCACUGCAGCAACAACAGAAGUGCAGAAGAAAACUGAACCUGUGGUC